AUGAUUGGACUUUUUCAGGAAGUAAUGACUAUGAUUGGACUUGCUCAGGAUGUAAUGACCAUGACUAGACUUGCUCCAGAAGUAAUGGCCAUGAUUGGACUUGCUCAGGAAGUAAUGGCCAUGACUGGACUUGCUCAGGAAGUAAUGACCAUGAUUGGACUUGCUCAGGAUGUAAUGACCAUGACUAGACUUGCUCCAGAAGUAAUGGCCAUGAUUGGACUUGCUCAGGAAGUAAUGGCCAUGACUGGACUUGCUCCAGAAGUAAUGGCCAUGAUUGAACUUGCUCAGGAAGUAAUGGCCAUGACUGGACUUGCUCAGGAAGUAAUGGCCAUGACUGGACUUGCUCAGGAAGUAAUGACCAUGACUGGACUUGCUCAGGAAGUAAUGACCAUGACUGGACUUGCUCAGGAAGUAAUGGCAUGA
Molecule: messenger RNA, 423 nt
Organism: Procambarus clarkii (red swamp crayfish)
Lineage: Eukaryota; Metazoa; Arthropoda; Malacostraca; Decapoda; Cambaridae
Source: RefSeq, a predicted model, not a curated record